Molecule: messenger RNA, 494 nt
Organism: Entelurus aequoreus (snake pipefish)
Lineage: Eukaryota; Metazoa; Chordata; Actinopteri; Syngnathiformes; Syngnathidae
Product: protein FAM237A-like
Exons: 2
Coding region: 81-494 (137 amino acids)
Source: RefSeq, a predicted model, not a curated record
AACAGGUUGCAAACAACAGAGUUGCGUGUUUGCAAAAGGAAAGACGAGGCGGUGACGACUCCAAUCAGCGUUUUUUUACGAUGGCCCCCAUGGCGCUGAACAAGCCGGCGGCCACGGUGUUGGUGCUGAGCUACGUGUGCGCCGUCCCUCUGCAGAGCCAGAAGCCGGGCCAGGUAGACCCCCUGGCGGUCCCCCGCGCCAACCCGCAGUGCUGGGACUCGUCGUCGGCGCUGCUGCUGGAGAUGCGCUCCCCGAGGGUCGCCGACACCGUGCCAGCCUUCUGGGACCUCAUGGUGGUCCUCAGGUCGUCGGACAACAGCAAGCACACGGCCCUGUUCUGGGACCUGGCCCGGGUCUUCUGGAUCAACUAUUUGGACUGCGUCAUGUCCAGGAGCCACGGCCUCGGACGCCGACACGUGACCCGCGUCCACUCCCUCACCACUGACGGUGAGUGUCCACGCCCACACAUGUUCCAUGCAGAGAAUGGAUUUUAA